Messenger RNA from Hypomesus transpacificus, 6358 nucleotides. It is a transcript of the gene ly75, whose product is annotated as lymphocyte antigen 75. Bases 108 to 5267 code for a protein of 1719 amino acids. NCBI's taxonomy places the organism in Eukaryota, Metazoa, Chordata, Actinopteri, Osmeriformes, Osmeridae. The record is from RefSeq and is a predicted model, not a curated record. Gene Ontology annotation, molecular function: signaling receptor activity. The transcript is spliced from 35 exons.
UCACUUCUGAAUGUGAAACUACAGCUCACUCAGUCAGGCACAUCUGAUAAUGCACAACUAGAAGCCGGCAGACACAUGAAUCUAAACAGAGGAAUUGUGUUAUAAUCAUGGAAAAAAGAUUUAAAGGAACGGUGUGCCUAUAUUUAUUUCUACUUGUCUGGGAGCAAACUAUUUGGUUUGGAUGUUGCGCAUUAGCUGGAAGUUUUGCUGAAGACGACAUCUUCACCAUCGAGCACAACGGCACCGGGCAGUGCAUGUUGCCGCAGGGCUUGGGGUUGGCUCUAGGGGCGUGCGACGCAAAGGCCAAGUGGAAGUGGGGGUCGUCACAUCAGCUGUUCCACCUGAACUCGACCCGCUGCCUGGGCGUGGAGGUGCGCUCCAAGACGCUGGGCCUGUACCCCUGCAACUCCACGGGAGACAACUUGCUGGGAUGGUUCUGCCGCGGGGGAGCCGUGUACACCCAAUACCAGAUAUCGCUGGGGACGGCCGGGAGCAGUGUCCGGGCCCAGCGAGAGUCGGAAGAUGUCUGGAUGAGGGGCGGGUCUAAGGACAACAUCUGCCAGCGUCCGUACCGCGUCAUCCACACCAGCGAGGGGAACUCUGCCGGUGCACCAUGCGUGUUCCCCUUCCUGUAUGCCGGGGGCUGGACACACGGCUGCCUGUCCGACCAGGACCACGACCAGCCCUGGUGCUCCACCUCCUCCAACUACGACCUGGACCGCAAGUGGGGAGUCUGUCUCACUCCUGAGGAAGGCUGUGGCCAUCAGUUCCAGGGCAUGGGGCCGUGCUACCAGUUUGGGUUCAGUGCGGCGGUGAGCUGGCAGGAAGCGCUGGACUCCUGUCGCAGCCAGGGGGCCGACCUGCUCAGCAUGACCAGCCCUGACAGAGCCUCCUUCCCCCUCCCGGACGGGGGCCACAGCCAGAUGCCUGAGAGGGUGUGGGUGGGCCUGCACCAGCUUGACUCCUCCCAGGGGUGGCAGUGGUCUGACGGCUCGCCUCUGUCCUACCUGCGCUGGAACACAGGGAUGCCACCCUCCUCCUCUCUGAUGGAGCAGGACUGUGGGGUGAUGAACUCUCAGCACAGCUUUGAAGCGGAGGCAUGUGGACAACGUCUACCCUACAUCUGCAAGAAGACCCUCCCCCACCCUCCCCCUGCAGCCCCUGCGGAGGUGUCCUGUGAGUGUGAGGACGGCUGGGUGUCCUGGGGAAGCAGCUGCUUCCAGCUGGGCAGGGAGGCGUCCAGCUUCAGCCAGGCCCAGGCGCUCUGUGUGGGCCUGGGGGGGAACCUCAGCAGCCUGCACAGCCUGGACAGCCUGGACAUGAUACACACACACUUCCACACAGGCGGGGGUGUGGACGUGUGGACAGGUCUGAAGGCCAGCGAGGACCCAGCGGUGUUCAGGUGGACUGACAGCUCCCCUGUCCUCUUCACACACUGGGGCCCCAGGCAGCCCAGGCAGCCCUCCUCCAACACCAGCUGUGUCUGCUACUCAGGAGAGUCUCAUGGUUGGAGGGUGGAAGACUGUGACCGCAAGCUGCCCUUCCUCUGCCAGCGGCACGGGCAGGAGCCCUGCACCCCCGCCUCAGGAUGCCUCCCUGGCUGGCGGAGACAUGGAAGCUCCUGCUACAAAGUGGACCUCAAACAGGUCGCCUUCGAGGAGCGCUGUAACCUCAGCAUCAGGAACAGGUAUGAGCAGGCGUUCGUCAGCAGGUUGCUGGGGGAGCAGGACAGGCAGCAGAGCCUUUUCUUCUGGACCAGCCUGCAGGACGUCAACAACACCGGGGAGUUCCUGUGGAUCAGCCCCUCCCAGCCCGCUCAGCCUCUCAGCUACGCCAACUGGGGCUGGAACCAGCCUGACACCACGGUGGGGGGCUGUGUGGUGAUGUCCUCAGCCCAGCUGGGCAGGUGGGAGGUGAGGAACUGUGGUGCGUUCAGGGCCGGCUCCAUCUGCAGGACACACGUGGGCUCCCCAGCCCCCCCGGCCCCCACGGCCCCCUCGCCCUCGCUGCCCUGCCCAAAAGGCUGGAUCUCCAGAGAAGGAAUAUCCUACUGCUACAAGGUGUUCCACGAGGAGAGGCUGGGGAGGAAGAGGUCGUGGGAGGAGGCUGAGAGGUUUUGUGAGGGUCUGGGGGCUCACCUCCCUAGCCUCAUUCAGCCCCUGGAGAUGUCUGCUCUGCACUCAGUCAUGAGGGACACCAUCAGUAACGACCGUUUCUUCUGGGUGGGGCUGAACCGGAGGGACCCUGCUGACCCUGCCUGGACGUGGAGCGACGGCCGGCCGGUCUCCAUGGACGUGUUACACGAGGACUUCCACCAUGAUGACGAGUACGACCGCAACUGUGCUGCUUUCAAGACGACGAGAGGAACGUUCCGGAGCCUGUUCCUCUUCCUGCUUCGAGACCCCCCUCCCAAGCCCUUCUUUGCCUCCCCCUUCCACUGUGACGCCAAGAUGGAGUGGGUCUGUCAGAUACCCAGGGGAAGGACUGCCCUGACCCCAGAGUGGUACAACCCUGACGGCCACCACCAGACGUCCUUCUUCAUGGACGGGGCAGAGUUCUGGCUGGUGUCAGAGCCCGUGCUGCCCUACGAGGAGGCCAGCCUGUUCUGCUCGUCCAGCGGGAGCCGUUUGGCAUCGCCCCGCUCCUUCGACUCAGCCAGACUCAUCAACACACACCUGCCCACGGUGCCACAGACUAGUUGGUGGGUUGAUCUGAGGGAUCCAGGAAGUUAUUUCCCUAUGACUUUCAACCAGAUGAGACACUUCCACCAGAACUUCCUGGGCCGGUGUACUUCCUUCAGACUGGGCAGUAUCUUCCCAGACUACGAGCGUAGUUGUGGGACCCACCUGCCCUUUGUGUGUGAGAGACACAACAGCACGCUGGUGGAGAGGAACCCUCUUCAGCCCCACCCCUGGGGGAUGCCCUGCAGGAACGAUUCAAUCGCCUUCAGAGACAAGUGCUACAAGGUGGUCAAGCCCAGAGUCGUCACGUUCAAACAAGCUAACGAGUUGUGCCAGUCCCUGACAGGAACGCUGGUGUCCAUCUCUGACCAGGUGGAGCAGGACUUUGUCACCACGCUGCUCCCUGCUGAGCCCCAGGCCUCCUGGAUCGGGCUGAAGUUGAGGCACUCAGAGCCUGAGUGGGUGGACAACACAGCGGUGUCCUUCCUCAACUUUAACCCCCUGCUUCACGGCCUCCUCCGGCCCAUGGUCGUCAAUACCCUGGACCCAGACAGCCUGGACCUGUGCGUGUUCGUCCCCAGCGACCCCGACUCCUCCAUCCUGGGCACCUGGGACUACACCUCCUGCUCUGACGAGAAGACUCUGUCCUUCUGCCAGUACUACGCAGACAAGCCUGAGGCUCCCAGCAUCUCGACAGAGCCCUUCCAGGUGAGGCAGCACACCUUCCAGCUGCUGCACCAGAACCUCACCUGGCUGGAGGCGCUGGAGGCGUGUCGCCAUGUGGGCAUGGACCUGGCCAGCGUGGCUGACGCCCUCCAGCAGGCUGUCCUCAGUGUGCACGUGAGCCGAGCACGCAGCCCCAUGUGGCUCGGCCUCUCCAGCGAAGACGAGGGGGUGCACUACCAUUGGACGGACCACAGCCACACCUUGUUCAGCCGCUGGUCGUCGGAGCCCACCAGUGGUGACUGCGUCUCCCUGGACGUGCAGGGCUUCUGGAGGGCCACGCCCUGCGAGGAGGUGCUGGCUGGAGCCGUCUGCCACAUCCCCAACAAUGAGACCAUUGUAGCGCCGGAGGACAGAGCUGUGAAAUGUCCUCACAAGAUCGGCGGGCCCAACUGGAUCCCCUUUAAGAAGAACUGUUACACUUUCCAGCUGAGCUCGUCCAGAUGGGACGAGUUUGACAAAGGACAGAUUCAAAACACCUGCAAGAACUUAGAUGCGGGCGCUGACAUUCUGACUAUCAGGACUGCCGAGGAGAACGAGUUCAUUCAGCAGCAGCUGCUGCCCUUCAGUAACCUGGUUCAGUUUGUCUGGCUGGGGCUGUUUGCAGACCAUGCCGACCAGCAGAUGAAGUGGUAUGAUGGCACUAACGUGCAGUUCUCUAAGUGGCGUGAAGGCCGCCCGGAGGUGCAGACAGACUUCCUGGCCGCCCUCAACACAGACGGCGAGUGGGAGGUGUUCACCAACACUCGCCUCUUCAACCCCCUCAAACAGCGGAGCAUCGUGGCCUGCAAACUGGACAACGCCUCCAAAGCGGAGUACACCCAGUCGCCUCGUGCGUACGAGCGCUACGGUAACCUGAGCUACUCGGUGGUGCGCAGCAAGCUGAGCUGGUUCGAGGCUCUGGGGGCGUGCGCUGCCCGGGGGGGGCACCUGGCGAGCGUGCACGACGCCCAGAACGACGCGCACGUGCAGCUCAUUGCCAGGAGAGACGGUUUCUCGCUCUGGAUCGGCCUGUCCAGUCAGGACGCGCAGGGCUCUGUGUACGAGUGGUCUGACGGGACAAAGAACGACUACCAGCGUCUGAGCCCGGGUCUCCAGGGCUGCGUGCUGGUGACGCCCUCCGGGGCCUGGGACAGAAAGAACUGCCACGUCAUCGUGGACGGAGCCAUCUGCUACAACACCACCAUCUCCACCCCCUUUCAGAGAGCCACCCAGCAGUUGCCCCCGACUAUCACCAACUGUCCAGAGAGCCAGGGUCAGGCGAGGUGGGUGGAGUUCCAGGACCACUGCUACGCCUUCGACAUGACCUUCUACAACUACUCUGUCUACAGCAUGGAGCAGGCCAAGGACAUCUGUCUGGGUCUGGGUGCCCAGGUGCUGACCAUCAAGACCAAGGAGGAGAAUGACUUUGUGAGGGACUACAUGGAGAAGAACCCCCUCAUCACCAGCCGUGCCUGGCUGGGUCUGGACCUGGACACGGAGGGACAGCCAGUGUCCUGGAUGGACGGAUCCACUGUGAGCUUCUCCAACUUCGGACCGGUUGGGCAGUGGUCUGGGCCAGGUGUCUGGGGGUCUGGGCGGGGCGUGGGGCCCCCCUGUGUGGUCAUGGUGUCUGCGGACGCAGGAUCCUGGACCACGGUCAGCUGCAAGGACAGCCUCAGCCGCCUCGUCUGCAAGACCAGCACACGGUCGAGAGGGUUGCCCGUGGCUCUGGGCUUCUUCAUCAUCCUCCUGCUCAGUCUCUUGGCUGCUAUCGCCUUCAUCUUGUACAAGAAGAACCGCACUCGCUUCUCCUCCACCGUCCGGUACAAGAGGAACUUCGAUGAAGCCGACACGACCAGCAUCAUCAACGAAGACGAGUGAUGCAGUCCCACACUAACCCCAAACAUGACAGUGCAGCUUUGGAGACCGAAAGUUAUUUAUUUUCUUGACCCCCAGACACACAAAGGUAGACAGACCAAGAGGUGUCUUCAGUUGUAUAUAUUGACAGGAUUGUGUGACCUGAAAGUGCAGUUGUUUUAAAUAUGAAUUUUAAUGAGGAAGCUGGUCUGUCCAGUGUUUGUGGAACAAGCCGUCAUAAGAUUGAAAUGGCUUCUUGGCUGUUAAUAUUUUCCCUAAGAUCUGGAUCGUUUGAUUUAACUUGUUAAUUGCUUUUGUACAUUUAGAAAGGUUGGCUACACUUUUUCAAACUCGUUUUAAUGAACAAUUCUUGCAGAAAAGUAUCUGCAUUGCACUUUUAAAUAGUGAUUGUUUCCCUCCUCUGCUGGUCUGUGAAUAAUUCUUACACAAUUUGAUUUGAGUGAAAGUCUUAGUAGCAACCAUGCUUUCAGUUGACAUACCACUGUCAGUCAUGUAAAUAUUGAACACUGCAAAUGUUCACUGAUGUGGUUUGGAGUAUUACUGUAGAGAGCCAUGUGGUCAUUCGGGCCGUUUAUUUUGAUAAACGAGUGCCAAGUUAACCCUUCCUCAGCAAAUGCUGCGGACAUCCAAUCUUCCGAUAUAACGGCUGAACCGCGGAACGAAGCCUAGUUCUAAAACGAUCCGGUUGAUUUAUAACAUCUUGUUGGGUUUGAGCUAAGACUGCCUCUUUCCUGUCCUUUGCACUAAAGCUACUGAUAAUGAUGCACUUUAAAAAAAAAAAAAAAAAGGUUGUGUUCCUACAAGUGUUGCCUUACAAGCCGUUCCUGCCGUCUUCAUGCACUAUAGUUCUGGUCAAGAGCCAACUAGGACUUCAGCUUCCUGAGCCAAGCACACUACGAGGCUUGAAACUGCUGUAAAAGGCUUUGUAGAUAUAAAUUUGUUUUCUAAACUUAAACCAAAGAUGCUUUGGACAUACCCGUUGCUUCUUAACCAAAUCAUAUCAAAAAGGUGAACCCGCAAAAUGUUUCAAUAAAUCCAAAAGUGCAACCUUGCUGGCAUUUUCUUCAAUAAACUGGUUUGUCUUUCACUGAAAA